AUUUAAAUGUAAAACUUAGGCCCAAGGCCAACUUAAUUUCUAGUGUAUUGGAAGGAAAACAAGCAAAUGAGCGCCAAUUCUCUGCUUUCUGCCUUAAAUCUCGCCAAACCCUCGUUUGAGCAAAUCUGCUCCUCUUAUAGCGAACUCCUCAAGUUCCCUCUCGGACAGAAUCAAAAUCGAUUCCUCUAUUGAUUCCCAAGAAUGAUGGAAUCAAAAAUCACGGAAGUGUCAGGGCGAAAAUCUUCUGAUAUAAUUAGCAACCUUCCAGGCGAUGUGAUUAAUGCCAUUUUAAUGUGUUUGCCCCUGCGAGAUGCUGUUAGGACUAGUAUCUUGUCCAGGAAAUGGCGGUAUAACUUGGUCAAACUUCCAAAACUAACACUUGAUCACACACUGUGGAAAGAAACCAAGCAAAACAUAUCAACUCCUAGAGUUAAAUUUGCAGUGAUUCUCUAUCAGCUCUUGUCACUUGACCAAUUACUAAGUGUAUAAUCUCCAUUCCUGAUCUGAAAGACUGCCCUGAGAUUGACAACUUGAUGUUUUUCCUGUCAAAGAAUGGGGUCGAGUCUCUCGUUCUUGAACUUCCGGAGGGUGAAAAAUACAAAUUGCCCUCUGCAGUUUUCAGGUGUUCAAAGAUGAGGUAUUUGGUUCUUCACCAUUGUCUAAUCAAUCCAUCACCUUCCUUUGAAGAAUUUAGUAGGCUAAUUUGCCUGAAAUUGUUUAACGUCACUAUUUCUGCCAAAUCGCUCGAGAAUUUAAUCUCUUGUUGCCCACUUCUCGAGUGUCUGGAGCUGGAAAUCUCAGACCCCUUGAACUUUAUCGAAGUCAAUGCUCCUCAAUUAAGAUACUUUUACUUUGGAAGCAAAAUAAAUUCUUUAUGUUUCAAGAAUACCACUCUUCUUGCUGAUGUUGCAAUAGCGACUGGACAUCCUUUAGAUCAUGUAUCUUCUGUGGAGAGAGGAAAAUGUGAUUUUGGCGAGUUUUUUGGUUCCUUGUCUGCUGUUAAGGAUCUCCGCUUGGAUAUAUGUAUUAUCAAGGCCAUGAUAGCAGGACUAGAUGAAAUCCCAGUAAGGCUUCCCAUGCCUCUUCUCUGUCUUCGACAGCUUUACCUGUUUGAUAUUUGUCUAAGUGGAUUUGAUGAAGUUUGCUGUCUUCUUUGCUUGAUUAGAAGCUCCCCAUAUUUAGAAGAAAUUGAAAUUGAGGCAUUUAAUGACAAAGGAGAUGAACUUCCUGCUCAGGAAUUUUUGGAAGCUGAAUACUAUUCUGACAUAAAGUUGAAUCACCUUACCAAAGUUAAACUGAAAGCAAUUAGUGGCACAAAGCCUGAGAUUGAAUUGAUCAAGCUUCUGUUGGCCAAGUCUCCGGUGUUGGAGACAAUGAUUAUUGAGACUUGCACAUUAUCUAAGGAAACAUUGAUCGAUAUAAUGAAACAGGUUACGAAAUUCGGAAGGUCGUCAUCACCUCGAGCAGAAGUCAUCUUUUAAGUUGGAAAUGUUAAUCUGUGACUGUUGACCGUCUUUUUGGAGUUUGCCUCGGUAGGUUUAGUUUACUAUUAUGGGAAGUCAAAUGUAAACAAACUUAUAGACUCUAAAAUGCCUUUUGGGUCAAAUGCUUAUGUAACCUUAAAGGCCCCGCCCUGUUUGCCAUCCUCACUUAUAGAGCCGGUUUGGAUUAGCUGGAAAAAAAUAGCUUUUAAGCACAACUGCUUAAAAGCAGCUUUUAAGUGCAGAAGCUUGUUUUAUAAAUAAGUAGUUACGUGUUUGGAUAAAAGUGUUAGAAACUUAAAAAAAGUUGUUGAAGUGUUUGGUAAACAAGAAGCAUUUUUUUCUGUUAAAAAGACAAAAAUAUUGCCUAAAACAAAUCAAGAACCUACAUCUUCCUCUGCUUAUUAUAUAACAUUCUGCCAAACAUCGAUUUCUACAUAAGCGGACCAUCACCAAACAUAAAUCUUGCAAAAUGAUUGUUACCAUAUUUUUUUUAAAAAUGCAAAGCCUUAUCCCAGGUUUGGGAUAAUCCGGAUAUUCCCAUACCUCAAAGAAAAAGCAUAUAAAGAAGAUUGAUUUCCACCGAAAACUUGAGUGAAGAUGAAGGAGAAGAAGAAGAAAGAAGAUGAGCAGAGGCUUAAAAAAUGAAGAAAGUGGGAGUAGUUCGAUGUUUUAGGAUUUAUUUGAUAAGGGUAGUUUUGGGAUUAGUAAAAGUUAUAAGGGACAAGUAAGUAAUUUCAUUGGUCAAAAUAAGAUUGCUUUUAAGCCAAAAACGGAGAAGUUAGGGUCAGCCAACUUGUGGCUUUCGGCUUUUUUAAGCCCUUUUUAACUUUUUUAAGCAGUUUUCUUAUUUGCCAAACACUUCAAAAAUCUAAAACAGGCUGAUAGUGCACAACCAUGCCGACUAUAUAUGACUCGUGCAAAACUUAGUUGAACCCUGAUGGGUAAAUGCUUAUGUAAAAUUAACUUGUCAGUGAGUAGAUGCUCCUUUAAAUAGCUAAGAUGGACAGAAGCAGAGGUCUCUUUGAGUAAUUACUUAAGUAAUAUAGUUACACAUGCCAUAAUCUAAGGAUCCGUUUGGCCAUAGAUUUUGCCAAAAUAAAUUUGGGUUUUAUUUGGCAAACAUAUGUUUG
Nicotiana tabacum (common tobacco) is the source of this 2614-nucleotide messenger RNA. NCBI's taxonomy places the organism in Eukaryota, Viridiplantae, Streptophyta, Magnoliopsida, Solanales, Solanaceae. The record is from RefSeq and is a predicted model, not a curated record.